CCAGCGGCCGGCCAAGGGGCGCCAAGAAGCACAAGUGGGCGCGGGCCGCGGCCCCGGCUGUUGUUGUUCUCAACGCGGUCCGCCGCCGAGCCAUAAAGGCGGCGCGGGGCGCGCGCGCGCCAGAGCGCAGCGCAGCGCGCACGCCCACGAGCUCCGGCCGGCGGCUGCAGCGGCGGCGCCCGCCCGCGUCUGCCUCGCUCCCGGGCCCCGGCCCGGCCCGGCCCCCGCCCCAGCCCUGCCGCCCGGCCCCGCGUCCGGCCGCGGCCGCUCCCGCCCGGAGCCGCCGCGCGCCCCCCCCAGCCCCCCGGCGCCCCCGCGGGCCCUCGCCUUCCUCUUCCCCGCGCGGCCCCCGGGCUUCCGCGCCCCGCCCGCCACCAACCCGCUCGCCACCAUGUCGGUGGAGCUGGAGCAGGCGCUGCCGCUGACGACGGAGGGGGCGGCCCGCAAGGCGGCCAAGGCCGGCGGCGGCGCGGCGCCGCUGGCCCCGGCCAAGAAGCGCAAGAGCAAGAAGAAGAAGAACCAGCCGGGCAAGUACAGCCAGCUGGUGGUGGAGACGAUCCGGCGGCUGGGCGAGCGCCACGGCUCGUCGCUGGCCCGGAUCUACGCGGAGGCCAAGAAGGUGGCGUGGUUCGACCAGCAGAACGGGCGCACCUACCUCAAGUACUCCAUCAAGGCGCUGGUGCAGAACGACACGCUGCUGCAGGUGAAGGGCACGGGCGCCAACGGCUCGUUCAAGCUCAACCGCAAGAAGCUGGAGGGCGGCGAGCGGCGCGGGGCGCCCGGGGCCGCGGGCGCCGCGCCGCCCGCCGCGCCCAAGGCCAAGAAGGCGGCGGCGGCGGCCCCGGGCGCGGGCGCGGCCGGGCCCCGGCGCGCCGACAAGGCGCCCGCGCCCGCCGCGCCGGCCGAGAAGCGCGCGCACAAGAAGGCGGCCGCCCCCAAGGACAAAGGCGGCGCGGCCAAGAAGGCGGCGGCCGCCGGGGGCAAGAAGGUGAAGAAGGCGGCCAAGCCCAGCGUCCCCAAGGUCCCCAACCGCCGCAAGUGAGCCCGGCCCCGGCCCGGAGCCGCGGGCCGCGCGAGCC
This is a messenger RNA of Sorex fumeus (smoky shrew), 1079 nucleotides long. Its product is annotated as histone H1.10. Gene Ontology annotation, molecular function: structural constituent of chromatin; DNA binding. Lineage: Eukaryota; Metazoa; Chordata; Mammalia; Eulipotyphla; Soricidae. Gene Ontology annotation, cellular component: nucleosome. The coding region runs from base 392 to 1042 and encodes 216 amino acids. Gene Ontology annotation, biological process: nucleosome assembly. The transcript has a single exon. The record is from RefSeq and is a predicted model, not a curated record.